This is a messenger RNA of Brugia malayi, 705 nucleotides long. RefSeq lists its product as uncharacterized. Gene Ontology annotation, molecular function: RNA-DNA hybrid ribonuclease activity. The transcript has 7 exons. Gene Ontology annotation, biological process: DNA replication, removal of RNA primer. The record is from RefSeq and is a predicted model, not a curated record. Lineage: Eukaryota; Metazoa; Nematoda; Chromadorea; Rhabditida; Onchocercidae. Bases 1 to 705 code for a protein of 234 amino acids.
AUGGCCGAACAUAGCUUCUAUGCGGUGGGACAUGGCAAGAAACCAGGCGUAUAUGAAAAGUGGGCGGAUGUGCAGGAACAGAUAAGGGAUUUUCCUCAACCAGUUUAUAAAAAAUUUGCUACAAAAGAGGAAGCUGAGGAAUAUGUGAAAGUCCGACGACCGGAAAGAAUUUCAUUGGAUGUGGAUGAGGAAGCGGAUAAAUUUUAUGCAGUUGCUCGAGGAAAAGUUGUAGGAAUAUUUACAGAUUACAAUGAAGUUAAGAAUCAUAUAACCGAUUAUCCUCAGCCAUUGUACAAGAAAUUCGAGAAAUUGGAGGAAGCAAAAGCUUAUUAUAUGAAAUAUUCGAGUGGAGAAGAGGAUGGUAAUCCAAAAGAAUCAAAAACUCAUAAUACAGCAACGGAUAACAAUGAGGAAGAAGUAAAAGAGACGGAAAAUAUGGAAGAGAAGAAAGAGCAAACUAACAAAGGACCAUCAUUCUACGCUGUUGCACAUGGCCAUAAAACCGGUGUAUUCAAAACAUGGGAAGAAUGUUUGGAAGCAACGAAGGAUUUCAAAGGUGCCAAAUUUAAGAAGUUCGACAAUGAGGAAGAUGCGAAAUUGUUUGUUGAAGGAAGAAACAUUAAGGAAGCAGAAGGUCGUAAGAGGGCUCAUAGUCCAAAUGACGUAGAAGAUGAUGUCGAAGAGAAAUCAGCAAAAAAGGGCUAA